UUCACGAGACAGAUAUUUGGUGUUUGGGUUUAAUCACCUGUCGCUGACAGAUGAAGACAGACAUCUAGGGGAACAACAAUCAGACAUGGAAGAGGGCCAGCAGAACAUCGAGGGGCUCAUUCAGGAGCUCAGGGAGGUCGUCAAGCUCAAGGACACAGCCAGCGAGCAGCAGAAUGGAGACAUCGUGAGGAUUCUGGACUCUUUGGUUGAUGCCAGCAAGAAUUCCAUUGAUAAUGAUUUCGAGUUUGAGAUCGACGAAAUGUUCCUGAAGCUCCUCACCCACGAGUCCAAGACCAUAGUAGCCAAGAGUGCAAAAGCAAUAGCAGAAAUUGCGAAGACUGAGAGUGGAAGACUCAAAUGCACCAAUGGAGAUUUAGCCAGGACUCUGAUGGAUUUACUGAAAGGGGAUGACGUCAAUGUUCUCACGCAGACAUCCAGGGCUCUCGGAAACAUAUGCUACGAGAAUGAACAAGGAAAGAAGCUGGUGCAGGAGAACGACGGUCUGAGGUACAUCCUAUCAGUUCUCCAACGUGGAGUGAGGCUCGAGGACGAGGAGAGGGCUGGAUUGCUGAGGAAUGUGGCUGCUGGCUUUCUCUUGAACUACCUGGACGACCAGGAGUCCAUCCACAAGAAGGUUCUGGAGGAUGAGCUAGUCCCAAUAGUCUGUGAUGUCCUGGAGGUCGAUGGCAAGACAGGGGGAGAGGCUGCGAUGCACGCCCUGUUGGCGUUGGAGAUAUUGAACGACUCGGGGGUUCAAUUCUUGGACGAGAGACUGACGAAGGUGCUGGUGGAGAUACUCGCUGGGGAUUCCUCUUCGGAAUUGUCGCAGAUGUGCCUGGAAUUGCUUCACGGACAGGCGGAGAGUGAAAACGCCAAGAUGCUACUAGCAAAGUCAGAUGUCUGUCAACUUCUCCUGAACGUUCUCGAGAAACACGUCUCGAGAUGCGUCGACGAGGAGACCCGCGGGGUCUUGAAGACCGCCUGCAACUUGAUCGUCCUGAUAAUCACCGGAGACGAGAGUAUGAAUUAUCUCUACGAUAAUAGCAAGGGCGAUGUCUACAAGAAGCUAGUCUCAUGGCUGGAGGACAAUUGCGAUGAGGACCUCCAGGUGGCUGCUGUCCUGGCCAUGGGCAACUUCGCCAGGACUGACGCUCACUGCGAGCUAAUGGUGGCCCAGGGUGUGCACAAACGACUGAUGGAGCUGCUGAAGAAGAACAGCAGCAGUGAUGGGGACAUCAGGUUUCAACAUGCUUUGCUCUCUGCGGUUAGAAAUCUAGUCAUUCCGAAUAAUAAUAAACCAGUCAUGCUGAGGGAUGGACUCAUUGAUGUUGUCUAUCCCAUGCUGGAGAUUCCUACGUUUCCUGUGGUGUUCAAAUUGCUGGGGACGUUGAGGAUAGUCAUCGAUGGACAAGAGGAAGCUGCCACCCUCCUAGGGAAGAAAGAAGACCUGAUAAAGAAAGCCAUCGAGUGGUGCAGUACUGAGGACGCACCAGGAGUCCAGGGAGAAGCGAAUCGCCUCAUCGCUUGGCUAGUAACUAACAGCAGAAACAAGGACGUUGUUUCGUUGAUAAUAAAACAUGGAGCCAUCGAGUACCUCUCAAAGAUGGUCAUCGCCCCCCACGCCCUCAUGCAGAACGAAGCCCUUUUGAGUCUGACCAUCAUGACUGCAAUGGCCCUCGAUGAAUGCCAAUCAGAAUUAAUUCAAUUUGGAAUCGAAGACAUCAUCAUCAAAUUUUUUAAUGAAAGUGCUGCCCAUUUGCAGCCACCAAUAGUCGAAAAUGCUAUUACGUUCAUGAAUACUAUGGCAAAGUCAGAUGCACUAAAGGACCACAUGAAGAAUUCAAAGUUGCCUGAAGCCCUAGAAGAAUUUCUAAAUUCAGAAAUAAACAUGCCAACUCAAAAAACCAAAGUGAAACUCCUACUCGACACUCUGAGUGUCUAAAAUCAUUGUUUUCACCCCACAAUCGCACACUAAAAAUCGAAGACUACUCGCUGCCACAAAACAUGUCAAUCCAUUCCUACGAAGUAUAAAAACUGAUCUCAGUGAGGUAAAUUAUUACAGGGAAAAUCGAGGAGACUAUGUAUGAAGCUAAAUUGUGCCAAUUCCAAAUGCGAAAUCAAAAUCCAACUAUUUUUAUUACGAAGAGAAAAACAAUUGUGGAUUUAAGUUACUGUAAGUGAAAUAAAUACUGUAUUUUAUCGUUUAUAUAUACAGCCUAUUGUGGAGUGUAUUUUAUUUAAGAAAUAAAGAAUAUUUUAUUGAUGUAU
This is a messenger RNA of Diachasma alloeum, 2268 nucleotides long. RefSeq names its product rap1 GTPase-GDP dissociation stimulator 1-B (gene vimar). Gene Ontology annotation, cellular component: cytosol. Bases 86 to 1942 code for a protein of 618 amino acids. Gene Ontology annotation, molecular function: protein binding; guanyl-nucleotide exchange factor activity. The transcript is spliced from 7 exons. NCBI's taxonomy places the organism in Eukaryota, Metazoa, Arthropoda, Insecta, Hymenoptera, Braconidae. The record is from RefSeq and is a predicted model, not a curated record. Gene Ontology annotation, biological process: positive regulation of GTPase activity.